UUGAAUACGACCAUAUCGAAGUCGCACAUAAAUGACGUCCAAUUAAAGCGUCCAAGCUGUCGUUCUUUUGUGUUAGAAAUGAAUAUGUCUUCAUUCCGUUAGCUAAUUGGGUAAAACUUUUGUAGUGGUUAUGUGAAUAUGGACUGGCUCAGUACUUAGCCAAAUGUCGAUGGACUGUAAUUACAUACAAAAAUGAACAAAGGGUGGCUGGAACUCGAGAGUGACCCGGGGCUAUUCACGCUCUUGGUGGAGGAUUUUGGCGUGAAGGGGGUUCAGGUGGAGGAGAUAUACGACCUACAAAGCAAGUGUCCAAGUCCUGUCUAUGGCUUCAUCUUCCUGUUCAAGUGGAUUGAGGAGCGAAGGUCUAGGAGGAAAGUCUCCACCUUGAUGGAUGAGACCUCUGUCAUUGAUGAUGACAUUGUUAAUGACAUGUUCUUUGCCCACCAGCUGAUCCCCAACUCCUGUGCCACCCAUGCACUUCUGAGCGUGCUCCUGAACUGUAGUGGGGUUGAGUUGGGCACUACCCUCAGCCGCAUGAAGACCUUCACUAAAGGCUUCGGUCCAGAGAGUAAAGGCUACGCCAUUGGAAAUGCCCCAGAGCUGGCCAAAGCACACAACAGCCAUGCCAGACCGGAGCCCAGGCACCUGCCGGAGAAGCAGAAUGGGAUUAGUGCCGUGCGGACCAUGGAAGCGUUCCACUUUGUCAGCUACGUGCCCAUCAAAGACCGACUGUUUGAGUUAGACGGCCUCAAGGCAUACCCCAUUGACCACGGGCCAUGGGGAGAGGAGGAGGAGUGGACGGAUAAGGCUCGACGGGUCAUCAUGGAGAGGAUUGGCUUGGCCACAGCUGGAGAGCCAUACCAUGAUAUCCGCUUCAACCUGAUGGCAGUGGUUCCUGACCGCAGGGUGAAGUAUGAGUCCAAACUAGAGAUCCUCAAGAGGAACAGACAGAUGGUUCUGGAGGGAUUACAGCAGGUCAGGAAACCCACACAGAGGAGCCAAUUGAUACACCCCAGUGAGAAAGUGUGGCUGAUCCGGGUCACCCAGCCAGAGCUCGUCCAGGACAGAAAGCAGCAGGACUCCUCCCCCUCAGAGGACACGCCCCCUGCUAUCAAAAAAGAAGAGGCAGAGCCUCAACCUGUUACAUCACAGGGGGCCGAGCAGACUCCUCCCACAGCAGCCCAGUCCCAGUCGACACCCAGCCCCUCAGGCAAGGGGAAGGCCAUGGGGAAACCAACCGCCCCAGCGGGGGGAGGGGGAGCCACGCAGCCUGUCAACAGCCCCACCCUAAUCGUCCCGCGCUUGCCCGCCUUCCUGGACAACCACAACUACGCCAAGUCCCCCAUGCAGGAGGAAGAGGACCUUGCGGCAGGGGUGACGGGGGUAGGUCGUCCCCGGGUGCCUGGCGCAAACCAGCCCCCCUUCUCUGACGAUGACGAUGAGGAGGAAGAAACUGGCACAGCAGCAGGCACACCCACCAGGUUCAGGCGGAAGGCGGGCCUGCGUUCACGUACGGGCCGUGUAGGCGGCGGUGGUGUGGAGACCAAGCUGGCGCUGAGUGUCCUGGCCGAGAAACUCAAGAAGGAAGUCCAGAGGAAGGAUGCUCUGGCCACGCCCCUCUCGGUCCGCACCGAGGGCCGCACGGGGGGCAUCGUGAUCACCGCCACCUCGCAGCCUUCGCCCACGCCAAGCAACGAGAGCACCGACACCGCCUCGGAGAUGGGCAGCGCCUUCAACUCGCCACUGCGCUCCCCGGCUCGCUCCCAGGCGGCCACACGGCCCUCCAGCCCCGUGGCGUCCCACCUGUCCCGGGUGCUGUUCGGGGAGGAUGAGGGUCUGCUGAGGCUGGACGCCAGGCACAACCGGGCUGUUAGAGAGCUGGGGCCCUCUGUCAGCACCGCCCUGCUGCACCUACAGGAGGAUGGUGUUAUAUAUGCUGUACCGCCACCAGCUGAUACACCACCUGAGGGGUCCAAGCGAGAGAAGGCAGGCACUCCAGAGAAGGUAAAAGAGCAAGGGAGCAACCCAGCAGGAGGGGGGGAAGGUGUGAAGGAGGACGGUAAGGAGGGACCAUCGGCGGAGGUGAAAGAGGAGCGCAAAGACGUCAAACCCAGAAAGGAAAAGAUCAUCUCCACGGAAUCCGUUGGAAGCAACAAGCCCUCCGGGGAGAAAUACUCUCCUAAAGAGCUGCUCGCUCUGCUGAAAUGUGUGGAGGCGGACAUCGCCAACUAUGAAGUGUUUUUGAAGGAGGAGGUGGAGAAGAGGAAGAAAUACAAGAUCGAUGACCAGAGAAGGACCCAUAAUUAUGACGAGUUCAUCUGUACUUUCAUAUCCAUGCUGGCCCAAGAAGGCAUGUUGGCUAGUCUGGUCGAGCAGAAUAUCUCUGUGCGUCGUCGUCAGGGAGUGAGCAUCGGCCGUCUACACAAACAGAGGAAACCAGACCGCAGGAAACGCUCGCGACCCUACAAGGCCAAGCGCCAGUGACCCCAGGGAGUGCUUGCUCGGGAUCACCGAUCACCAAUUACAGCAGAGAAAAUACAAAAACCCUUGUUGCACUCAUGACACUGUCUUGUGACGUCAGGGAGAAAAGGACUCAUUCAUAUUGCUGUAUUUGUGUCAGUCUCUGACUUCAUCCAAUGGACCAUCUGUUGAUUAGUUUAAUCAGGUUGUUUGCUUUACUGUAAGCAGAAGAGUAAUUUUGUAUGUUAGAUUGUGUCCUGCGUGACUCCCUAGUGCACUACUUUUGACCAGAGCCAUACAUAUUGUAAUACUUUUUAUGGGUUCUGAUCAAAUGUUGGGCGCUAUAUAGGGAAUUGGGUGCAGUUUGGGAUGCACUCCUAGUUUCCAUGUAAAAGGACCUCUGUCUGUGCRAUCACACUGUGGACUGGGUCGUGUUCAUUAGGCACGCGGCGGCAAACUUUUUGAACGUUUUGCAAAUGAAAAUGAGUUGUUUGCAAUUCCAGGUAGUUCCUCCCUGUUUCAGUCUGUUUUUCUUCCAUUUGGUGCCUAAUGAACACAAAGGUGUGACAACUGAUUGUGAGGGACACAGGAAGCUUCUGGGAAGUCUUGGAGUUGGUCGGAUCAUGUGAUGUGACUCCUCUUUCCUGUCAAGAAGGGCUGGUUCACCGCUAUUUGCUUGCUUGUAUUAUGCUUUGGCAGUACCCGACUAUGCGUCCCAAAUAGCACCAUAUUUCCUAUUUAGUACUCUUUAGGUCUCUGAUCAAAAGUAGUGCACUAUAUAGGGAAUAAGGUGCAAUUUGGAAUAUACUGUAUCCCCUUUCGAGGUCCUGUAAAUGAAUGGAUGAGAUCUACUCAUGUUUUUUAAAGUCUGUAAAUGAUCUCAAUGUAGAUUCUAAUGUUGGAGAGCAUGAGAUGCGUGUGGGGGAGUGUGUAAGCAGUUUGUAUGUUUCUGUACAUAUGUAUCUGUCAGCAUCAGUGGUAACAGAAGUGGUUUUUAAAAAUCCUAGUCACAUGAAUACUACAAUGAACUCCACAAAAGCACUAUUGACCUCAUUCACUUCUCAUCAUGCCAUAGGUGGAUGCUCUGGGUCAUAUAUUUGAUAAAAACAUAUCACAUGG
Molecule: messenger RNA, 3579 nt
Organism: Salvelinus sp. IW2-2015
Lineage: Eukaryota; Metazoa; Chordata; Actinopteri; Salmoniformes; Salmonidae
Product: ubiquitin carboxyl-terminal hydrolase BAP1
Exons: 17
Coding region: 193-2484 (763 amino acids)
Biological process (GO): ubiquitin-dependent protein catabolic process; protein deubiquitination
Cellular component (GO): cytoplasm
Molecular function (GO): cysteine-type deubiquitinase activity
Source: RefSeq, a predicted model, not a curated record